Molecule: messenger RNA, 2565 nt
Organism: Struthio camelus australis
Lineage: Eukaryota; Metazoa; Chordata; Aves; Struthioniformes; Struthionidae
Source: RefSeq, a predicted model, not a curated record
GGAAUAAGUGUUAUCUUUAACGUUGCACUGGGAUUAUUAAAAACUACCAAGGAUGAUUUGUUGCUAACUGACUUUGAAGGAGCUUUAAAAUUCUUCCGUGUGCAGCUGCCCAAGAGAUACCGUUCAGAGGAAAAUGCAAAAAAGCUGAUGGAGUUAGCAUGUAAUAUGAAGAUUAGUCAGAAGAAGCUGAAGAAAUAUGAAAAGGAGUAUCAUACCAUGAGAGAGCAGCAAGCUCAACAGGAGGAUCCUAUAGAAAGAUAUGAGCGUGAUAACCGGCGCCUACAAGAAGCAAACAUGAGGCUUGAGCAAGAAAAUGAUGAUCUUGCACAUGAACUAGUGACCAGCAAGAUUGCUCUGCGAAAGGAUUUAGAUAAUGCAGAGGAAAAGGCAGAUGCUCUGAAUAAAGAACUGCUAAUGACCAAACAGAAGUUGAUUGAUGCAGAAGAAGAAAAGAGGCGCCUGGAAGAAGAGUCAGCUCAGCUGAAGGAAAUGUGUCGUAGGGAACUAGAUAAGGCAGAGUCAGAGAUCAAAAAGAACAGCUCUAUUAUUGGUGACUAUAAACAGAUUUGUUCCCAGCUGAGUGAGCGACUGGAAAAGCAACAAACAGCAAAUAAAGCUGAAAUUGAGAAAAUACGGCAAAAAGUGGAUGACUGUGAACAUUGCCGGGAGUUCUUCAAUAAAGAAGGCCGUGUGAAGGUUGACAGUUCUGCCAAGGAGGGUUCAGAUGAGGACACGGAUGAGGAGAAGGAAACUCUGAAAAACCAACUGAGGGAAAUGGAGCUUGAGCUGGCCCAGACCAAACUGCAGCUAGUGGAAGCGGAGUGUAAAAUACAGGAUUUGGAGCACCAUUUGGGUCUGGCAUUGAAUGAGGUACAAGCUGCAAAGAAAACAUGGUUCAACAGAACAAUAAGCUCUAUAAAAACAGUGACUGGAGUCCAAGGAAAAGAGACUUGUUGAAAAGCAGAACUCUGUCAAACACACCUUCUUAACACAACACCUUUUGUUGCCUUCCUUGGCCAGAUGUUUAAUUCUGUGACAUGAGAGGACCAGAAUGUAAAUAAGAUAGAAACACAGCAUGUCAGGAUUCUAUAGGUCAGUGAUAAAGAGGAUGGAAACACAAAAAAAAGGCUUUAUUGCUAGACACGGGAUCUUCAUACUACUGAUAUUUAACAGGUGUUGUAGCUAGAUUGAAGCUCUUCAGAGAAACACUCCAUUCUGCGGUCUGGCUGGAGGCUUUUCACAGACUAGGUACGAGAACUUACCAAACCCUAAUUGUUAAGUUUACAUAUGAUAGGUUUUUUUACAGUUAUAACCUUUUUUAAUAUUUUAUUUGAAAGGAAAAGUGUCACUAACAAAGCAAAAAAAAAAAAAAAGAAAAAAGAAAAAAAAAAGAAAAAUAGAAAAAAAAGAGAAAACUUUAGCAAGAACUACAUCAGUGCCAGAAAGCAGUCCCCAGAGGUAGGAUAUGGAGAGUAGGAGGUGACAUGUUUUGCUUUAUGAAUGGGGAUGAUUUCAGCAUUCCUGUUGGAGCAACCCCACUUUGUUUUAGUAGAUGCAGCAUCCAUCUCUCAGUGUUUGGCAUUUCUUUCUGUUACUAAUCAAUUCUAUGCAACUCUGGGCUUUUUUGGCAUGGGCUGCCAAACAAAUUCACAACCUGAGGUUGGGAGCUUUGUCUAAGUGCUAGACGAGAAUAAUCAGAAUUCUUGGCAAAUUUCUGUUUCACUUUGGUGUCGUGUUGUUAGUUCCACACAUCAACGGCAUUAAAACCCCCGACACCAGGACUGCUAAAAAGUACUAAUUAUGUGGAUGAUCUGACAUUUAAGUAAGUCUUUUUGUUUGUUUUUUGUCGGGUUUUUUGUUUUGUUUUUGUUUGGUUUUUACCCAGCUGUAGCAGGCCUUCUGUGAAGCUCUGAGAAAGCUUCCAGGAUUUAGUUUUGCACAUAGGUAUGAAUGGGACAAAGAAACAGUAAACUGAGAUAUAUAUGAGGCAAAAUCACUGCGUGAGUGUAGCUGCGAGGAUCUAUAGCUGUCCAACUGGCUUCCCUGGUAACAUGUUCAGAGGUUGUGUAGGUCGUUUUCCACACUCGAUGCAGUUGCACUAAUAGGUGCUAAACAUGCUUGGAUUUCUUAUCCGUUGGAUUGUCUUGAGUUCUCACCAGAAAGCUGUAGAAUGGAGUUUUGCACCUUGUAAUUUUUUUUUUAAUUUAUAAUGGUUUGUGUUAUGCCGAAGUAUCUAUUGCAUCAGUGGAUAAAUUUUGUGUGCAGUGUGAGUAUAAGCUGGUAACAAUAAGAGGCACUGGUUUGUAUAUAAAGAUAUUUGGUUUAUUUUGUAUUUCUACCUUUUUCUUGUUUACUGUACUAAUGCUAGCUAAUGUACUCUGUAACUACAGAAUAGAACAUGCUAUGUCCAAGCUUUUUUCCUUAACUGCAUACAUUAUCUCUAUUGUUUAAUACCAAAAAAAUACUGUAACUCCAUCAAUAUUAGAUGCGUGGACAUUGUGGUAGCAUAGUUGCAGUGUGUAUACUUUAUGAAUUGAAAUAUAAACUAGUAAAAUUGUAUAACUA